CAAUGUGUACACUCAUAUUUACCGUUUCAGGCCCACGUCCCGUUGUAUCUGUAUCGAUUUCCGAUGUGUGAGCUGCUUUAGGCCUUCCAUUUUUCAUCUUCUGGUUCGCCAAACGAUAUUCUUUAGGUUAAUAUUAUGCACCUUAACCUUGAUUUUUUAUCAGCCGAUUUGUUUCACAAUAAUCAUGACCUUUUUUACAAUAAAACUCUUGUAGGCUUUAAUGUAAAUAAAUAUCGCAAUCUUUCAGUAAAAAGUUAUAAAAUCCUACACAAAACUACUUUGUAAAUGAAUAAUUUAAUGCUCCAAAGCUCCAAAACAAAGGCAUAUUCUUGCUUGUCAAAGAAAACUUGUAUUUUUCGGGUCAAUCUUCGCACUUGCUCAUUAAACAUUCAAAUUAGGAAUGAUUUUGUGGAACAGUUACUAUAAAACGGUAGGCAUAUUUAGUCAAUAAUAGUCAUUCUUCUCUGUAUCGAGUUCAAAAUGCGUGCAUUUUUGGCACUUUGUUUUAUUGCUGUUGCAUCAGGCCAAGGGUACAACUACGAUGUGAAUACUGUUGAUAGUCCAGAAGUUAUUGGAUCAAGUUCUAACGAAAAUAAUGUUGCUGUACAAAGUGCUCCCACUCCCUCUCAAACCAUUACCGAACUCAAUAAGGAAAUCUACUUGUACUCUGCUCCUGAAGAACCACUUCAUAGUAGUGCCAAUAGCCAAGAUACAAUUGUGAAAAAGAAAGUUCAAAUUAUCUUUGUCAAGGCACCAGAAAACAACGUCCUCCCACAAGUUGCAAAACAAAUUACUGAACACCAAACUGCCAUCUUUAUCCUCAAUCGACAGCCGGAUACUACUGAUAUUUCUCAGCAAUUGCAACAAAUUUCAGAAAUUCAUUCACAAAAACCAGAAGUUCACUUUGUCAAGUAUAGAACCGCUCAAGAUGCCUUAAAUGCUCAGCAAACCAUUCAAGCACAAUAUGACGCACUUGGUGGAGUUUCAAAAAGCUCUAACGUAGGUGUUGCUGAAGUACUUGAUUAUGCCUCUAGUGCUCCAGCUUCAACUAAUGAAGCUUCGGCUUCUCAACUUUCAGCGAGUAUAACAGGCUCACCAGCUUCUGGAUCGGCUUCAUAUCUGCCUCCAGCUGUCAUUUGA
Messenger RNA from Episyrphus balteatus (marmalade hoverfly), 1140 nucleotides. RefSeq lists its product as uncharacterized. Bases 481 to 1140 code for a protein of 219 amino acids. The record is from RefSeq and is a predicted model, not a curated record. The transcript has 2 exons. Lineage: Eukaryota; Metazoa; Arthropoda; Insecta; Diptera; Syrphidae.